Scatophagus argus is the source of this 6147-nucleotide messenger RNA. It is a transcript of the gene rbm27, whose product is annotated as RNA binding motif protein 27. Gene Ontology annotation, molecular function: metal ion binding; RNA binding. Bases 206 to 3385 code for a protein of 1059 amino acids. The record is from RefSeq and is a predicted model, not a curated record. Gene Ontology annotation, cellular component: nucleus. The transcript is spliced from 21 exons. Gene Ontology annotation, biological process: mRNA processing. Lineage: Eukaryota; Metazoa; Chordata; Actinopteri; Scatophagidae.
AAUAAGGGCAUGAUGUGGUUAUAACGUACGUCGCCUGGCCUGUGUUACGACAAUUCAAUUUGUGUUGCCAUGCCGUAAAACAUUUUGUCCGACCUGCCUGUGAAGAGAGACAUACGGCCUUAAAGCUUAUAAAUUUGUGGACGAUGAAAGUAGGAUUAUCAAAACACACUUUCAUUUUAUAGACAGUAUUAUAGUCCUUCUCACGAUGAUCAUAGAGAAUGUUGAAGCCUUGAAGUCGUGGCUGGCAAAACUCCUGGAGCCAAUAUGUGAUGCUGACCCCUCUGCAUUAGCCAACUAUGUGGUGGCUCUUGUGAAGAAGGACAAACCGGAGAAAGAGUUGAAAGCACUUUGUGCUGAUCAACUUGAUGUCUUCUUACAAAAAGAGACAAUGGGAUUUGUUGAUAAACUUUUUGAAAGUCUGACAACCAAGAACUACCUGGGAAUUCCUGCUGCCACGGAAGCUCCUAAAGAGGAGGUCAAACCACCUGCAGUUAAAUCUGAUGUUGUGGAGGCCGAGACUCCAGAGGAGGAGAGAGAAAACAGGCGGAGGAGAAGUCCUCUGAGAAACCGUUCUGACUUCAAUGAGUCCAGGAGCCGCGAUGACAGGCGGAGAGAUGAGCGCAAGCGCCGCGACUUCGAUCGCCACGGGAAAAGCAGCAGCGAUUCCCACCGUGAGCGAGAGCGCCACGAGCGUCGCAGGGGCAGCCCCCGCGGGAGGAGCUACAGCCGCAGCCGAAGCAGGAGCCGCAGCCGGAGCAGGAGUGGCAGCCAAGGAAAGAGCAGGGACAGAGAGCACAGAGGAGGCAGAGACUUCAAGUCAAAGUUUGAGUUGGAAAGGAAGGACUCCGACUGCUACAACUCUUCCACCACGUCGAGUUCCCAGCAGCAGCACCCGUCGCCUCUCCUGCCCUUGCCCACCCCGCCACACCCCUUUUCCUCUUCUUCCUCGUCAUCCACUGGGGUCUCGGGAGCUGGAGGCGUUCCCAUAGCAACACCAGCUCACCUGCCUGAUAGCACCACAGAUAGCUGGUCCAGCUACUAUGGCUCUCAGAGACAAGAUGGUGUCGGCAAGCCCUUCAGCGGCAAGGGUGCUUCACUCAAACAGCGCUGCAGGGAUUACGAUGAAAAGGGAUUUUGCGUCCGUGGAGACCUUUGUCCAUUCGACCACGGCAACGACCCUCUCAUUGUUGAUGAUGUCAAUCUACCAAGUAUGAUUCCGUUCCCACCCCCACCUGUUAUGCCCCCCGCAGGCCUGCCCAUACCCCCGAUCACUGAACCACCCCCUCCCCUUAGGAUGCCUUCGAUGCCACCCUAUGGCCAGCCACCACCACCGGGCGUCUUCCCCAUGACUGGACCCCCACUGAUAGCAACCAGUGGAAUUGAUACCCCCAACCACCAAUCGGCAAUCACGUCUUCUCCUCCUAUUGGACCGCCUGGUGUGGGGCUGCCACCUACUCUUCCUCCUCCUCCUCCACCUCCUCCUUCCUCGUCCUCAACUGUGUCUCUUCGUCCCCAGUAUGCCCAGUCUGAAUAUAACUAUGAUCCGGAGGGUUAUAACCCAGAAUCCCCAGGCCUGACUGCAGCAGGUCGUAACCCGUAUCGUCAGUUCAUUCCCCGUGUCCAGUCGCAGCGCUCCAACCUCAUUGGCCUCACCUCCAGUGAAGGACAAGGCUCCAGAGGUAGCAAAUCUGCCAACAUAGUGAUCCAGACAGAGCCUGCCCCUGCAACCAGCAGUCCUGGAAGUAAUGUCUCCCGUUUUAACACUGAUCAGGACAACAGGAAGAGAACUAUGGGAGCCAGUACAGCUGAGGGACCAGCAGCUAAAAAACCUUGGAUGGAGAAGUCAAACUUUAACAACCAACAUAAGAGCGGCUUUCCCAAGAGGCAUCACUAUGUGAACACUAAGUUGGAGGUGCGCAAGGUCCCACGUGAGCUGAACAACAUCACCAAGCUCAACGAGCACUUCAGCAAGUUUGGAACCAUUGUCAAUAUCCAGGUCGUGUUUGGCGGCGAUCCAGAGGCGGCAUUGAUCCAGUACACAAAGAAUGAAGAGGCCAGACGGGCCAUAUCCAGCACAGAGGCGGUCCUCAACAACCGCUUCAUUCGUGUGUACUGGCACCGUGAGCCGGGCACCAAUGCCACAGGGCUCCAGCCGCAGGAGCAGAGCUCAGGGAGCCAGGUGGCUGGGUCAGCACCCAGCCCAGGGCCACAGCACGGCAACAUGCAUAAGGGGAUCAAGCAGCACAGUCCAGCCGCCUACGUUUUGAACAAGACUGUACCCAAGCAUCGCCUGCCAGCAGUAACUGGGACUGCAGCUACAACCAAGCUGGACAACCUGAACCCAAACACAGACACAGUUCCUGUGACGCCUGCACUGACGAACACUCAGAAGAGCCCCUACUCCUCGACAGCCCCGAAGAUGUCCUCAAAAAGCCUUGGGAAAACGGGAAAAGCCCUUGAAGCGCAAGAAGUUCUCAAGAAGAAACAGGAGGCUUUAAAACUCCAACAGGACAUGAGAAAGAAGAAGCAGGAGAUGUUAAAAACACAGAUUGAGUGUCAGAAGGCCUUGAUAAACCGCCUGGAGAAGAACCGGGGGAUGAAACCUGAGGAGAGGGCCAACAUCAUGAAGACUCUAAAGGAGCUCACGGAGAAAAUUGAACAGCUGCAGAACGAAAUGAACCCUAACCCUGUGUCCCAGGUGCCCAGCACCAAAUCCAACCACAGCCAGCCCAAGACCAAGACUGAUGCGCAGAAAGAAUUGCUGGAUGCUGAGCUGGAAAUACACAAAAAGAUGAACUCUGGUGAGGAUACAACAGACCUCAAGAGAAAACUGGGGCAGCUACAAGUGGAGGCGACUCGCUUGGGUCUGAUCAGGCCUCCAGCGGGUCGAGGUCGGGGCCGAGGGAAGGCGACACUGGAGCCCGGGUCUAUGCAUGGGGGCCGCGGCCGUGGCCGAAGCCGGGAGUUGAUGGCUCGCAGCGGGGCCAUGAAUCGCAUGGUGGUUGACCACAGGCCCAGAGCUCUGGCUAUUUUGGGGGUCACUCAGGAGGAGAAAGAAGAGCUAAGGCCACACUUUGUGAAAUUUGGUGAGAUUGAGGAUGUGCGUGACCAAGACGCCAACAGUGUUGUCAUGACCUUUAAGACACGAAGCGAAGCCGAAAAUGCAGCUAACCAAGGAGCUAAGUUUAAAGGUCGUGUGCUUCAGAUUUCUUGGUACAAGCCCAAAACGCCCUCUGUUACAACAGAACCAGAGGAGGAGGAGGCAAAAGAUGAUGACAAUGCGAAGGAAGCCAGCUCUUACUUGCCUGGUGAGGAGGAGGAAGAGGAAGAGGAAGAAGAUGACGAUGAAGAUGACGAGUACGAGAGCCGAUCUUGGAGGCGGUGAAGAUAUUGUGAUUCGUCGUUAUCUGCUCUUCAGCGAAAUCAGUCCUUAAUCCCCCCCCAACCCAGUUGCAGAUCAAAAUCAAUACAACAGAACUUUUUUUUUUCCUUCCCAGUAUUUUCAAGUAAUUUUAGACUCUCGUCAAAGUAAAAACUCUUUACUUUACUGUACGUGAAAAGAAGUUUAGAGGGCCAGUGGUUUUUGUAUCCCUCGACUCAACAAUUAUUUAAAACAUCUCACUUUUGCUGAGAAAGAAAAAUGUUAAGUUGUUCUUAUAGAUAGAAAAGCCUAUGUAAGUUUCAGUGUGCUUACCAGAUGAUAAAUAUCAGUAAUGCACAACAUUUGUGUCUACUGUGAAUAGGUAUUUUUAUACAUACUGUAUUUAAGCUCUUUUCUCACCAGUUUUUUAAGAAGAUCUUGUCCUCAGUUCAGGGACAGCCAUUCCUUCACAUAUAGAACAUUCUCUGUUGCUAACAGAGAUAUUUAUUUAUUUUUCCACAGCGUAGAUGCACUGUGCAGUACCUAUGUGGGCACAGUAUGGUGGAGUUUCCUGUUUCACUUUGCCCACAGCUCGUUUUGGUAUGGGUUUGCUCAAAAUCUUCAAGGAUCCAAAUAUUUUUGACAGUGGCUCUCUCUUCUGGCAUGAAUACGUGCUCGUUUGUGCAUGUUGUAUUCAUCAGUAAGCAGAGGCCACUCCUGCCCAGCACCCGAAGGCACUGAUUCUCUACCACGGUGGGAGUCAGUGCAGGUACAGAAGGAUACCAGUGCAAUAGAAAAAUCCAAACUGUGUUUACAGAUUGCCGUUUCCAUGCAUGUCACAUACAGUCUUGUGGUAAAUAUUCUGAUUUUUCCCACUUAAGUUUAUUUUGUUGCUCAUUAAAUGUCUGAUGCCACUCUGUGUAAAUACAAACAUCCACGAGUGUUCGACAUUUUUUGAAGAGUGCAUCACGUUUUUCCACUUGUUUAAUUCUGCCUCCUGGUUGUCCAAAGAGUCAAACAGGACAAGAGCCAGAUCACCCAUCUCAAAAAAUAAAAAAAAUAAGUGAGAUCCAUAGACAGGGGUUUGAAUGUAAGACGAAACAGUUGAUUUUAAUAUAUAUAUAUAAUUUCUUUGCCUUACACAAUCAGCGAAUGGCUGAAUUUUUACAAGAUUUGUGAUUUGCUUUUGUAAAUUUUGUAAAUGCUUUAAAGAGAAAUUACUGUUGUACUCAUGAGUUUCUUUUUCUGUCAUUUUAAAUGAAUGACGAGGUUGUGUCGGGUAGAAAAGAUCUAGCAAGAGUGCUUAGCAGCUCUGCUUAGUCACAAAGGAUUUUGCAUGUGAUAAACCAGUCCACAUUGUUAUUUCACUAAAUUUGUCAUCUGAGUAGCACAUUUCUUUUAUAAACACUUUUCAAAGCUGUGGAAAACACUGCACCACACAAUACUAUUUGUGCAUUAGUGCAGCUUGGCCUGCAUCUGAACAUUGUCAGCCAGUGCUCUAAACCCACUCUAAACCACGAUGUGCACCCUUCGUGACAAAAUUUUUAUUUUUCAUUUUGCCUUCUUUACUGUAAUUUAGAAUCCUCAAGGUGGGAGGAAAGCAGUCCUUGAAGAUUCACAUGGAAAUGUGCUCGAUGCAAGAAAAGACCGUGUUCACAGUUUAAGUUUUUACUUUUGUUGCAUCUCUGAAAUGAAUAACUAUGUUUACGUGCGGCCUGAUGAAGUGUUGUUUGAUGUUCGCUUAUCAUAAAUCAGCUAAACUGAUCAUAUCCAGUAACAAAACCAGUCAGGCGGAAGGAGAGACAUUAACUUGUUACAUAACUGUAGCAGUUGCACUACUUUACUGAAACAUGCAGGCAUAAAUCUGCAUUUAUAUGGGUUGUGUGUGUAAAUAUUAGCGCAGAUUUCAGCCUGCAUGUAAAUACACUCAGUAACGGAGGAUUGAAAACGGAAAUGAUCUCCUUGGUCCCCUAACGUUCACUGGUACCACAUUUAAAAGUGUGCAGAAAUGUCUGAAACGCACCGUGUGAUUUCCUCCCACCUUCAUUGUCCGUAGCACUCUUGUUUGGAUUACAUAUCUCACUGUUGACUGAUAACUCAGAGUCCUUCUGCCAGUGACCUCAUUGUCCCGCCAAAACCUGAAUUCAUGGUUUGAUUUGGACUUGUUUUGUUUUUUUUGUUUGUUUGUUUGUUUGUUUUUCUUUCAACAUCGCUGUUUAAGUCAGAAUGAGGUUCAGGUGUGAGAUCGAAAGCUGAAGGUUUUCACUUUAGCACUUAGUACUUUAAUAUGGUUUUCUCAUGUGAUUUUGUUUUUUAGACGAGGUUACUGGCAGUUUAAAAGGAUACGUGUAUACUGGCAGGGUUCUUGCUUGUACAAGUGAGGAUUAAGGGAAGGUCUGUCCCACUUUUUGUACUAUAUUCUGUAUGCUACUAUCACAACAGUGUAAAAAAAUGUAAAAUGUUUAUUGGAUAAUAGUUUUGGAUUUGUUACUGUUUAUAUUUGCAGGAUGUGGAUGUAUUUUCUUCAUGUAUUUUGUUUGUAAAAAAAAAAAUGGAUUUCUAAUUUACUAGCAUGUUUGCUUUUGCCAAUAAAGAUGGAGGAAUUUGGUGCUUGUAAAACAAUUAAAAAAAAAAAAAGAAAAAGAAAAUGAAAUUUUUCAAUUGGAUCUUGGACAACAACAACAAAAAAAAAUGAGUUGAAGAAAGAAAAUUAACCCAAAAAAUUAAACAUUGGCAACGGGGGGAAAAAAUGCAAGCAAAAGCAUUCCGGAAAAUAUUACCUUAAA